This is a messenger RNA of Haliotis rubra (blacklip abalone), 1647 nucleotides long. RefSeq names its product serine/threonine-protein phosphatase 6 regulatory ankyrin repeat subunit B-like. The record is from RefSeq and is a predicted model, not a curated record. The coding region runs from base 216 to 1115 and encodes 299 amino acids. The transcript has 2 exons. Gene Ontology annotation, molecular function: protein binding. NCBI's taxonomy places the organism in Eukaryota, Metazoa, Mollusca, Gastropoda, Lepetellida, Haliotidae.
UACAAGAGUUUUACAGAAGUAAAUCAGCUAAGUGCAAACGAACUAAGGCCGUGUGUGUAAGACAUCACAUCUCGAACACUUUGCCAAGGACAUCCCGUGUCAUUUUCUUGUGUCACCUUUUAGGUCUUAGUACCACUGGAUGUGCUUCACCUGAUCGUGGAUUUUUUACCAUAGGAGAAGAGCGACUUACUGUCCAUGGAUUGACCCGAAACGCCAUGGAAACAAAUGAUGACCUCAACCUUCAAAUGCUGGUUGCUGCGCAACAAGGCGAUCUGGAUCGUCUAACCGAAAUCCUGGACACAGGCAUUGACAUCAACUCACAGGAUCUGAUGUUCUCGGAGACGGCCGUUGUUGCUGCUUGUCGCUAUGGUUGCACAGACAUUGUCAAGUUUCUUGUCUCAAAAGGAGCAAAUGUUAACAUCCAAACCAAAAAUGGUGGCACUGGCUUGCACGUUGCUGUGAUCAACUCAAAGAUACCAUGUUUAGAGUUCCUGCUAACCUGCCCCGACAUCAUGAAAGAUGUUCAUGAUGAUCUCGGCAUGACUCCAAUCAUGGUGGCAGCUCAUCGAGGACACCAUAAAGUAAUGGCAGCUCUUAUAAAAUAUGGUUGUCGACUUGAUACGACGAACAAUAAAGGGAAAGCUGCCAUUCAUUUAACCCAGCUGCCUUAUCAAGGACAUGUUGGUCAUCAUGAUGGCUUUCAGUGCCUCAAACAUCUCACCGAUGCAGGGGUCGACAUCAACACAACUGACCAUGAUGGGAUGACGCCAUUGCAUUAUGCAAUAAAGGGAGGUAACUUUGCUGCUGUGAAAUGGCUGGUGUCAGAAAACUGCGACCUUGACCGUACUGCAAAUCCAAGUGUGUUGCAAUUUACAAGGAAGGAUGUGCCUCUCCCUGUUACACCUCUAAGUGUGGCCGUGUUUUACUUUAAUGCGCGUGUUGUGAAACUUUUACUGGCUGUUGGACUGGUCAAGCAAAGAUAUUCUAAUAUUAUCUCCUAUUCAGAAAAUAAUUCAGAGAUCCGGUCCUUAUUAUCUGAAAUGUUACAAAUACCAGAAUCCCUGAAGAACAUCACAAGACGGACAAUUCGCAAAAAGAAUUGGCAGACAAAUUAAAACAAAGGUUGAUCUUCUCAUGUUACCAGAAGUUAUGAAGGAAUUCAUUCUUUGUCAAGGUGAAAUCAAAUUUUGACUCAUUUGUCAAGAGUCAAAUUGUAUCCCUUACUUGGAAAAUCAUCCCAAGAUUCCGUCCUUAUCAUUAGAAAUGUAACAAAUACCAGAAUCCUGAGAAACAUCACAAGGACAAUUAAAAAACUGGGGAGACAAUUUUAAACCUGGAUUGGUGAUAGUUAAAAUUUUACAUCACAUCAGCAUUAUUUCAGCCAAAUAAUGAUGAGACCUUGAUUGAUAUUGUUACCAAAAGCAAGGAAUUCAUUCUUUUGUUAUGGUGAAUUCAAAUAUUGACUCUUUUAAUUUCAUGAGUGAGUGACUGUUGAGUUGAAGACUGCAUUUAGCUAUAUUUGUGGAUGCAUCCACUGCAAUAAAGUUGCCUUUCCAUAAAAAGUGUUCCUCUUCUUCAGUCUAAUUGCGCAGAUCAAUGCUCAUUCUGUUGAUCACUGGAUUGUCUGGUCCAGACUCUAUUUACAGA